AUGAUGGUUUUGGGUCUAGGAUCAGGACCGAACGUGUGGGCGGAGUCUCUGGACGCAGUGAAUUUGUCAGCAGUGUCAGGUGGCGACACCACACUGUCUUGCAACUCUCACUCUCCACAACCGCCUGAUGCACUGCUACUCGUCGUGUGGUAUAAAAACAACAUGCCAAUUUACAGUUACGAUGGUCGCGUAAAAGGGCCCUCUGCACACUGGGCCGAUGAAACGCUGGUGGGCCGUGCGAAAUGGCACCUUCCUCCACACUCUGUGCUCCACAUCCGAAAUAUCGUUCCAACAGAUCGGGCUCUUUAUCGCUGCAGAGUUGAUUUUAAAGUAUCUCCAACAAGAAACUAUAAGUACAUGCUACAAGUGAUUGAACUUCCAGAAAAACCAAAAAUAUUUGAUGAAAAGGAUAAAGAGAUUAUAGGAACGGGCGGACCAUACGUAGAAGAUUCAAGUCUCAAGCUUACUUGUGUUGUAAGUGGAGGUAGACCAAUGCCACGCAUACGAUGGUGGAAAAAGGAUAAAGUUAUCGCUCAACUGGAUCCAGUCGAGGAUGAGACACGACUCAGUCUCCUAGAACUAAGGAUUUCUUAUCUAAAGAGGGAACACUUCGAAGCGGUUUACAGUUGUACAGCUGAUAAUACUCCGAUAGUGCCGCCUUUACGAAUCAGCGUGCAAAUACAAAUGUACUUGAGGCCAUUAUCAGUUGAAAUCUUGGCAAGAGAGCAACCUUUGUCUGUGGGUCAAGAAACAAAUAUAGCUUGUAAAGCUGUUGGUGCUAGACCGCCUGCAACCAUUACUUGGUGGCUCGGUGACAAAAAGAUGGUUGUGAAUACUCCACAAAUGGGUCAGGUAAUGACACAAUACCAACGUGCUGGAGUAAUAGCUGGGUCGGCGCACCUCGCUUUACAGAGUGUGUCGCGGGAUCAGGCCGGCCACUAUGUCUGCGUUGCAAGCAACGUGGAAGGGGAUGGACGAUCACUUCCAGUGCCUCUUCAAGUUAUUUAUAAACCUAUAUGCAAGAACACGAUGACAACAAUAGUAGGCGCAGCUAUCAACGAAGCAGCUAGAAUCGCCUGUGAAGUAGAUGCCUUCCCCCUGCCCAAGAACUUUCAAUGGACACUCAGUAACAGUUUGGGAACUACUGAGUUAGACACGGGAAAGUUCACGAUAGAAAAGUCUGGUCGUUCAAUUCUCACGUACAUACCAACGUCUGACAUGAAUUAUGGGUCGUUGGCCUGUCGAGCUAUAAACUUGGCUGGACAACAAACAGAGCCUUGCAGUUACACCCUGCUACCGGCUGUCAAGCCGGACCCGCCUGCUAACUGUUCGACCUUGAACGUGACUGAUGACUCAGCCGAAGUAAAAUGUGUUGCUGGCUAUGAUGGAGGUCUCCAAACUACGUAUUUCGUGGAAGCAUGGGAAGGGGAAGAAUUAAUAGCAAAUGUGUCAACAAUACUUCCCGUUUGGCAGUUACAAGGGCUUCGAUCUGGGAAGGCAUUGCAUCUCGUGUUUUACGCUUUCAAUGCAGGGGGGAGAUCUGAAUUAACUACGCUUAGAAUACAUACGUCGUCAAGAUUACAUACGGAAGCGAAGAACGAUUAUAUGAUAAUUGACAAGAACUGGAUCCUGGGUAUUGUAGCGAGUGCAUUGGGUACGCUUGCUGCUGUAGCUGUCAUUAUCGUCUUGGCUCGAAGGCGACAGAGGCCUUUGGAGUAUGAUGUUCCAUUACAAGCUAUGAAAGAGUGUAAGGGUGCAAUGCGUAGCUCUAACCAUUCACCUAUACAAGACGACAAGAACCCAGACGUAGUACCUUUUGGAAAAGACUUCAUUUGUACUAAGGAUUCAGAGCUCCCUCCGGAACCUCCACCUUACGGGGUAGCCCUAUCGAAUAUUCAACCGGUGGGUGUGUCUAAAAGCGCGCACAGUCUUCACGAUCGAGCAAAAACACCGCAUACUCAUCACACGCCUGGAUCCGAGGAACAGAGCAUCAGCACACUCACUGAAGAUCGGAGGAGUAUGACGAGUGGACCACUAUCACAACGAAGGGAGGUCGUCACGACAAGGACCACAUUUUUAACCAACGCCAGAGAGAGUUGCGUUUAA
Danaus chrysippus (African queen) is the source of this 2106-nucleotide messenger RNA. NCBI's taxonomy places the organism in Eukaryota, Metazoa, Arthropoda, Insecta, Lepidoptera, Nymphalidae. The record is from the annotation of a GenBank genome assembly.